Perkinsus marinus ATCC 50983 is the source of this 393-nucleotide messenger RNA. RefSeq lists its product as hypothetical. Lineage: Eukaryota; Perkinsozoa; Perkinsida; Perkinsidae. The record is from RefSeq and is a predicted model, not a curated record. The coding region runs from base 1 to 393 and encodes 130 amino acids. The transcript has a single exon.
AUGCAGUGCAUCCUAUGCGCCUAUCGUCCUCCUAACACUACUCAUGUCGAACACUGUCUUAGGGGAUCCUUUCAUAAGAUCACGGCUUUUAAACCUAUUUGCGUGCUGGCCAUUGGUGACUUCAACAAGCACUCCUUGGAUAGCCUCUUUUCGACUACUCGAAGUCUGGGUCUUUCGCAAAUCGUCCGUGAGCCGACUCAUAUACACGGUGGUACUCUUGAUAUGGUCUUCACCAGCUCUGAUACCCACUGUUUCAAGGCCAAAGCUGAUCCUAUUGAGGCUCGUAUCUCGGACCACUCGUGUGUUGUCACCACUAUUCCUAUCACACUGACGACGGACUCAUCUGAGAUGAGUCAUCUCGGACCACGCGACCUGGCUGGGACUUCGGGGUAG